AUGGGCGUGCGGCUGGGGAUAUGGGCUAAAAUACGUGGGGUAGCGAGGAGAAAAGAUAAUUCCGAAAAUAUUUUAAAAACUACUUUAGUGAAUGAAGACGUAAUCGAAAUAGAUCAUUCAAUUUUAUUGUCUUCUAACAAUUCGAGUCCUCAUGAAAAUGAUGGUAACCAUACUAUGCAAGAAGAAAUAAAUGUACCAAUAAGUACUGAUAGCUCAAAUAGGACAGUGGGUGUUCAAUUUGAACAGGAAUGCGAUGUACAAGAAUAUUUUCAGCCGUCGAAAGCGGCAAGAAAAGCAGUUUCUGAACCUGAAAAAAAUUAUAAACAACUGCUUCCAACAUCCGAAAUGAAGAAAAGGGAUUUGGUAAAACUUUGCAAAAACAAUGUCAUACCUGUCAGGUUUCACGAUGAAUUCUUUAAAUUAAAAUAUGAGUUAGCAGAAACUGAUGCAGAUGAUGACAAUGAAGAUGAAAGCUCCAAAACUUAAAAAAAUAUAUAUUUUUUACUAGUAAGAAUUUCAUAUUUUC
Acanthoscelides obtectus is the source of this 526-nucleotide messenger RNA. Lineage: Eukaryota; Metazoa; Arthropoda; Insecta; Coleoptera; Chrysomelidae. The record is from the annotation of a GenBank genome assembly.